Molecule: messenger RNA, 4643 nt
Organism: Folsomia candida
Lineage: Eukaryota; Metazoa; Arthropoda; Collembola; Entomobryomorpha; Isotomidae
Product: SEC14-like protein 4
Exons: 12
Coding region: 1072-1959 (295 amino acids)
Cellular component (GO): cytoplasm
Source: RefSeq, a predicted model, not a curated record
CGGGUAGUCGGCGUAGUCGGGGUUUUGGGGGCAAACUGAGUCACGACCCCAUGUAGUAGGGUGUGAAGACAGUCCGCUUUUUCAGCAAUUUCGCGGCAAAGCUGCUUAUUAAUUGAAUAUUAAUAACUUCUUAAAUUGUACUGUACUGUACUGUAAAUUGUGCAAUUGUUGGUAAAGCCCUGUUAUCAUACUUAUUAAAUUAGAAAACCCCGACCAUCCCGACUACCCGUGGGUAUUACUCAUUUUUGCCACCCCAAAAUCCACCAAUACCCGCAAAACCCCAAUACCCCAAAAACCCGGGGUAGCAUAUUUACCCUGGUUAUGGGAUAUUAACACCUUUUUUAAAGCUUCGCCUGAAUUGCCUAGAAAGUUACUUACAUACAUCAAAAAAUCAAGCCAAACGUUAGGAAUCACGUGACACUCAUCUUUCCGAUGAAUUGCCCCUUUGAAGAAAAAUACUUUGGCGGCAAAGUUCAAUUUUUGAGUAAUUUUUCUCUUGCUUUUUCCUCCAAGUGGUGACAACGAAUCCGAAUGUGUGAACUAUGCUGGAAAUAUUUUUCUUAAAAAAGAUGCAAAUCAACAGAAAGAUAAAAGGUGUCAUCAGAUUCGUCAUUUUUGGCUUGAUUUUUCCAUAUGUAGAACACGCUACAAAAUCCUGACACAGAUUUUGAAAAAAGGGGCACUCUUCGUUAUGGAAUUUGAAUAAGGGGCAACCUUGAUUACCUUGCCUUGAUUUCAAGGUCAGACGUCAGAUUUCAAGGUCAUGUCAUUACAGAUAAGGUCUGAGGUUCAUGCCUUUGUCUAGGUUUAUCCAUACUUUUAAGAGUGCAAAAAAACGUAAUCUACUCAACUUCCUUGUCCAACCAUGUUCAAGUUCAAUAUCAUUUCAUUGACCUAAUCAGGCAUAUGUAAUGCCUAUGACGCAAUCUGGGAAAAAACUAGUCAAAAGACAUGCAAUAAACAAUUCCCUGGCUGCCGUUGUUACGCAAUAUUUGUCGAUUUUUCCUUCACUUCAACUUCCUACUUUGUCAAAUAAACUGUGACUUAUUCAUUAAAAGAAUAAAUUCAGCAAUGAUUUUGGGUUUUAAUGUCGUUUAUUUUAUUCUCGUUACGAUAUUGUUCCCCACAUCAUCAAAUCAAACCUCAUUACAGGAAGAUUUAACCUUAACACAGACAGAGUUGGAAAUAUUAAACAAGUUUAGGGAAUUGGUAAAACCUCGACUUCCACAUGAGUAUAUGAACCAAGAUAUUUAUUUGAUUACGUGGUUGAGAGCAAAAAAAUUUGACAUUCCUGCUGCUGAAAACAUGCUGAUGGAGAAUUUAAAAUGGAGAAAAGUACAUAAUAUGGACAAUAUUCUAAAGGAAGACUGGUCAGAUUUUGAGCAAGAGUUUCGUUUCGAAAUUCAAGGUUGUGACAAGGAAGGAAGGCCUGUCGUGUCAAUCCCCGUUGGCGAUUGGGACGUUAGACGUGCCGUCCUUGCCGGGCAGAGUGAUAAACUGAUCCGAUAUUUCGACAAGCUCCUCGAGGAAGUAACCACGUUAAUCCGGGUAGCACAACAAAGUGGGGAAAACAUGACCCGAUUUAACCACAUUAUGGACAUGGCCAAUUAUAAUUUGCGAAUACAAGCUUGUCCGUUGUGCAUUCCUGUCUACGUGAAUCAUUUCCUCUCAUAUGAAAAUCAUUACCCUGGAACUAUGAAUUCCAUCAAACUUGUAAAUUGCCCACCGAUAUUUCUCUCGUUGUGGCAAAUCAUACGAGAAUUUCUCUCCCCAACGACAAAAGAUGCCAUAAAGCUGUACGGAAAGGACAAAAGUGAAUGGAAAACUGCACUCUUGAAAGAUAUCGAUGCUUCCCAGCUCACUAAAGAAUUCGGUGGACUGAACGAUGAAGGAUAUUCGAUGGAAGAAAUUAGAAAAUUACCUAACCUCGAGUGUUCCAGACAAACCAAGCUAAGAUAGAAAUAACGUACCAAAACAGCGAUAUCUUACUGAAGUGGAUGGGUAAUUUCCUCGUUAAGAGUAACGAUUUGAAAACAUUCCACGAGGGAUGGAAUCCGUUCAGCAAUUAGGCGGCCCCACCUCUGACAAAAUGUGUCCUCGCUUAUCGAAGAUGUAAUUACCCCCAUUUGUUCCUGGCUUCCCCUCCGAGACGUGAAAAACUGUCGCCUCGUUUCCCGAACUUGGAACUCCGCUGCGAAACCAAUCCUCCGGAAGAAAAGCUGUAUUCGUCUCACCUGUUUGUUCGUUAAGGACGAAAUCGCUCGAAAUGCAAAGUUUCAGAGGGAAAUGGCCUUUUUCGGGAGACCCCUGCACCACGUGGUCAUUGAAAUUUGCCCAGAGGAAAUUAGUCCCGCCAAUAACGAUGACUCCCAGAAGACUCCAGCUUACCUCGAUAACGUCCAUUUUUUCACGAAAUAUCUCUCCGUGCAAAAUUUGUGCAUAACGGGACAUCUCGGGUGGCCCUCUAUGUUCCAAUUUAUUGAAAAUAUUCUCCUCUCGUGUUCCUCCGACUUGGUCCAAGUCGAGAUUAAGAUGAGUAUUGAUGAAGAUGCAAUUAAAGGGGAUGACCUUAGAAGAGAAUUUUGUGGCGGGAAGAUCUUCAACACGGUGAAAAAGCUGGUCCUUUCGUUUUACGCGGAAGAAGAGUUUGAAGUGUCGGCGAUCAGAGUAGGACAAAUUUUGGCGGCUUUUCCAAACAUUUUGGAUCUAUGGGUUGAUGCUGGCCUGCUUCGGCUUGUGUUUCGUGAGGGAAGUUUGUGUCCAAGCUUCUUAUCCACACUACGGGUCACGGAGGACAUGACUGGCUCCCAGUGCGCCGCCCUCCUAAAUCUGACCCAGCCCCUUAAGAGCUUAUACAUCCAGGCCGCCUUCAACCCACCCAGCGACGAUUGGGACGAGAAGGUCGACAUCGACGUGGCCCCCGUUUUGUACAACGUCCUCUCCCGGCAUCGCCACACUUUGGAAUACCUUGCCCUCGGAUUGGACGAACUGUGCCGGCGGAGCGUUUGGAAACUUCCAAAUUUUCCAAACUUGAAACGAUUCAAUUGUCUGAGCGGCUGCGAAGAGGCGGUUACUUUCGAGUCGCGAAGUAUAAAUCAUUCGGAAACAUUUCCAAGGCUGGAAUCACUCCGGUUUGCUGAGUGGGAUGGGGAUUGGACGCCAUGUUUCCAGUCCUUUUUCCCCGCCAGGGCUGGAAUUUGUCAAAGUGUGAGGAAAUUCCACAUUUCGGAGUGGCUAGAACCGGACAGUUCGAGCGAUGAGGAAGACGAGGAGGGGAGAAUUGAUGCCAGAUUUGGCCGGAUUUUGAAAUUUUUUCCAAACGCGGACCAUCUUUUUAUGCAGAGAUUGAAGCGGUACUUGACACGGAAGAAACUCAUUCUUAAAUAAAUGGUGGGUGGGGGCCGGACAGAAAUUACGUAAGGCGAGAGAGAGUGUCUAAGGCGCCAAUGAAAUCGGGGACAGGUGCCUAAAAAAUCGAGAUUUUCGCGCAAGCGUAAUUUAUGGACGACCCCUGGCCAAAUUUGUAUCGGCUUGACUUAUGUAACUGAUAAGUCCGAAUUUGAGACUAAAAUUACAUGCAAAUUUGCACAUUCGUAAUUAACGAAUUGGUAUCAUAUGUACCUGUUCAAAAAAACUUUUUUCAGUCAAGGUUGUGUCAUCCUGAUUUCUGCCUGGAGAUUUUCAUUCAUAUUCAUCUUUUUUUUUCAAACGCAUUUCAUUUCACUUCACCUGACCUCAUUUCUAACUCGUCCCAUGUAUUGAUAGGUUUAUGUUCUGAGAUGUAUACUUUUUCAUGGGUGAAAAAUGAAAGGAGUUAGAAAUCCUUUCAUUCACAGUCACUCAUCUGAAAUGACGUUCAUAAAUUAUGUAACGCUAGAGAAGGGGGGUGGGGUCUUCAGACUUGCGUUACAGGAUGUGAUAAGGGGGGUGGGGGGUCAGAGUCCUGCGUUACGUCACUCAAAUUCAAAUUAACAAUUAUUCGAGAAUUUGUUCAAAAUGCUCGGAAACUUUCAAAAUCUUCCAAAUUGUUUUAAAAUUUCCAAAAAUUCUCGAAAAUUCCCGGAAACUUUUCGUCUUGCGUUUGCACGAUAAUUCAAUAAAGAUAGCAAAUAACUGAUAUAAAAAUUGAAAAUUUCGAAACCAUACGCAGUGUCGUAUUAAAAUGUCAACCCUUCGCUGUAAAAGAUUGAAAUUUGGGAAAAGAUUUACACUUACGGAUAUACGAUAGGAAACUCAACCACCACAAAAUAUGCAUACAUAAUUUGAGUUCUUCCGACGAAGGGAACUUGUUGCAAUUUUACGAUGUAUACAACUUUAAUUAAGUAAUUCGAUUAAAUCAAUUGAUACAAUUUUACAGCAUUCUGUAUGUUCAAAAACAUGCAGAAAUGACGGUAGCAACCACUAUUCGACCUUUCAUUUUUUAAAUCUUUAUCCCUUACAUUUUCGGGAAAAUGAGAUUUUCGUUACGUUCCACAGGGGGAGGGGGAGUAGUGGUCUUGCGUUACACUAGUGUGACAGAGAAGGGGGGAGUCUGAAAACUCGAUUUUUGCGUUACAUAAUUUAUGAACGCCCCUAAUCAGUCAGAUUUAUGAAAGUGAACAGGUAUGAUUUGUAUUUGUAGAUGUCAAUUCAAAAAAUAAAGU